Prorocentrum cordatum is the source of this 1819-nucleotide messenger RNA. The record is from the annotation of a GenBank genome assembly. Lineage: Eukaryota; Dinophyceae; Prorocentrales; Prorocentraceae.
GCCGAAACCAAAACAUGCGCAGGCCAGGGGCAAGGGUGGGAUGAGGGAGGAAAGGGAGAGGGAGGGGAGGAGAGGAAGGAGAGGAGAGGAAAGGAGAGGAGAGAGGUUGCGGGGGGCUGUCUUUUCAAAACGACACCCAGCACCUGAGGAUGGUUGGAAACAAAAUCGCACACGGGCCUCCUCGGCGGCGGCGGCUCCCGCGGCGCAGAACAACGCGCGCAGCUUUCGCGCUGGAGGAACGCGCCGGAGGAAAGCCACGGGCGUACAAUCAAAAACUCUGUGAGAGAGCGUCCCUGGUGACCCAAAUCUCGCGCAAUUGCGGCGGAGUGCCUAGCUCGCCUCCCAAAGCCGGCGAUGAUAACGCCUCACCCUAGACGGACCUGAGUUCCGAUUGCGUUAUCACGUCUCUUAGUUCACACAUCUGGGCCGGCUCUCUGCCUCUCUGCCAAGACGAGCACCCGCCUGGACAAACUGCUGCCCGCGGCGCCCGACGCGGCGCAAAAAGAACAUCCACAGCUUAUCUGCCAAAGUGGGUGGCGAGAUGGCCUUGCUGACAAGGCUGCGGCCGGCGCGAGCAAACGGCGAACAACCGCCUGCGCUGGGCAAGAACGUGCUGUACAAGGGGCAGAGCGCUUCUCUGGCAGCGCCCGUGGCGGCGUUUUUUUCAAGCGACGCCAGGGCCUCGCCGCGCACCAACUUCAGCACGGCUGCAGCCACGAGGGGGGCCCUGUACUCGGCCGUCCUCAAAGCCCGCGCACUCGGGACUUGCAGAGGAGCCAGGGGCAGGGCCCUCCUCAGAGCGCAGCACGCGCGCUUCCAGAACCCACGGGCUUGCCGUCCGCGCGGCCCGCGGCUGCGGAGCCCCGCGCCGCCGCGGCGCACGGCGAGCACUCGUGCGCAGACUGGCUGGUCUCGGACCCUGCCGAAGGAGGAGGAGGAGGAGGAGGAGGAGGAGGAGGAGGAGGAGGAGGAGGAGGAGGGGGAGAUGCUCGAUUCGGGUGGAAGAUCGGCUGGCCUCGGCGAGCCGCUAGCUCUGCUGGGGCGUGCGUCGGUGGCCGCUGCUGUUGCCGUCGCCCCCAUCGGCAACUCGUCAGCCCAGCGCGCCUCUUCGGCCCGAGCUCCUUCCAACAGGCGUACUGCUCCUGUGCCAGCUGGGAGUCCGUCGCCACCACAGCAAGUCAUGAGGCGGCGGUGCACCAGGCAUUCCACGAGGCCUCUCGCCGCCAGCGGCCGCUGCUGCUCAGCCAGUCGGCACACAACGACCGCCUGGAGGAGGCCGUCGUCGACUGCGUAGGCAUUGGCCAUGACGACGAAGGCGAAAGCAGGUCAACGCUCGACUGAGCCUGGCGCAGGGAGUUUCUCGACUCCGACUGCACAUCGGCACCCUGCUGCUGUCGCCCAAGUGGCCGCUUCCCCAAAUCGCCCGCCACGAGAGGAAAUAGCUCGAACAAGGGCGCGAAAUAAGACCCACGAGGGACCCGUCUCGAUGGCCUCGCCCUUGAACUCCCACAGAAUGGUAAUCCAAUGGUAUUUGGAAAAAGCAAGCGCCAACAUUCUGGAGACCUGACCUGACUUCCGCGAGAAGGACGCCACCGUGUUUUACGCGCAAGCCUGGCUUUCCUGCGGGCCUUCCCAGCCAGAUCCCAGCGGGAGGGCUCAUCGAUAUUGGCUGGCAGAGCUUCGACCAGACAAACGGCCAGAGGCUGGUCAGCGCGAUCGGCAUGAUUCUCCUGGCGGGGGCCGCAACAUCGACAGCGCGCACCUGAGCGGCCCCUGAGGGUCGGGCGUUGGUAGAACUGGGUUUAGUGGAACCUGGUUU